ACAACUAGAGUUUUUCAUAACUAAUCAUUCCGUACCGAUGGAUGAAUAGCUUAAUCAUAGUUAAUUAUGAUCUCAUUAUUACAAAUAGGAGCUGUCUGUUGGUUUUCAGUCCGAUCUUACGCCACAAACGUCUUACCUGACUCGUAUUCUUGGAGCACAUUUACAGGACCCGUAACAGAUGAAGUCCAACAGAUCAAUUCUUGGGACUCUUCGCAUGCACAAUCUAAUCAAGAGCUAGAUGAAAAUGUUUAUAACUCCAAUGCACCAAACGAUUUAAUUGCAAAACCGUUUUAUUCAUUUUCAUAUGGCGUAAGUGACCCAAAUACGGGAAAUAAACAAAGUCAUUCACAAACUCGUGAUGGUUCUCUAGUUAAAGGGGAAUAUACAGUUUUGGAGCCCAAUGGUGUUCUCCGACUUGUAUCAUACAUUGCUGACGCCGAAAAUGGUUUUCAAGCAUCCGUUCGGUACAUCCAACCGUCCACCGAGUCCGAAUCUGAUACAGAUAAUAACAAAAAAUAUAACUUUGAACCGCCAUCACAAGUUUAUUCGUUUUCGAACUCAGAACAACAAAACAAUGUUGAUUCAUUUCCAGAAAGACCUCAUAUUUCACCAUUAAGUAUUAACAUGCACGAAAAUAGUAUUGAAAAUGAUGAAGAAAACUAUGGCACACCACACAAAAGUAUCAAACCCUCACUAAUGCCUUUCGAGAGUCACAAAUUUCAAUAUCCAGAAUUUAACAAAAACGAGUAUUCAACCCAUUCGUUUAAUAAAAUAAAAUUCCCAUUACAAUCAGAAGAAAUGUCUCCGUUUAAAAGUAUACCGUCUACAGAUCCUAAUGAUUACUCAUUUUCGGAAGAUUCAUUAAACCCUUCGGAUUACCCAAGUGCUUCCUUAAUUGAAAAUUCGGAGCCUUCUGGUUCUUCUUCGGGUUUACCUUGUAUAGCUAACCAAUUAUCUAUUAUGUCCUCAACAUCACAACCAGUGCCAACUUCAAUAUUGCCUAAUGAAAUAAAAACAGAACAUCUAUCAAACAGUACUACUCAUGAUAAAGACAAUACUGAAGAUACUAAUAAUGAUUUUGUAGAAGAAGAUGAAAAUAAUGAAGAUUAUUCUACAGAUACUAUGUAUCUCAAUAAAAUUGAAGAAGCAACGACUAACGACUACAAACUGAUACCUGACCCUCCACGGUCACCACACCCAUCAUUUUUUCAAAAAUUGUCGUCAAUACCUGUUCAUAUCAUAUAUAAGCCAAAAUUUGCUUAUGUUACACAUCGUAAAACAUACAUAUCUAGGAAUAAAUUAUGA
Molecule: messenger RNA, 1305 nt
Organism: Daktulosphaira vitifoliae (grape phylloxera)
Lineage: Eukaryota; Metazoa; Arthropoda; Insecta; Hemiptera; Phylloxeridae
Exons: 4
Coding region: 67-1305 (412 amino acids)
Cellular component (GO): extracellular matrix
Source: RefSeq, a predicted model, not a curated record